UGGGUAAUUUUCCCCAUCACUUAAAUCCUCUCUCUCUCUCUCUUACAUAAAGCCGUUUCCUGUGCCUCCAUUUCAACCAACAGUCAUCACAGUUCGAUCACUCGAUCCUCCCUCCCUUCGCAGACUCACCCGAUUUUUGAUUUGAUCAGAGAGAGAAAGCUGCUGUAUAUGUCAGUGGGACUGGGGCGCACCACUCACAGGCACUGCUACUGCUACGUCGGCGGUUACUGUGAGCUCGCCAAUCCCUUGCAAUGGCCACAAUUGAGGAAAAAGCGACGCCCCUCGUCGACGAUCAGAUCCACCGUACUAACAGGGCUUCCACCGCGUCGCUAAUCCGUCCUGUCGAUUCCCUGCCUCAGCCUUCUGCAAAUCCGUCUUCUUCCAAAGGGCUCCCAGUUAUGUUAAGGGCACAAACCCGCCACCCUUUGGAUCCUUUAACUGCUGCUGAAAUAUCAGUUGCUGUAGCAACUGUUAGGGCUGCUGGAGCAACUCCAGAGGUAAGGGAUGGCAUGAGGUUCAUUGAAGUGGCCUUGUUGGAACCAGAAAAACAUGUGGUCGCCUUAGCAGAUGCAUACUUCUUUCCUCCUUUCCAGCCUUCCUUACUACCCAGAACAAAAGGUGGACCCAUAAUUCCGACUAAACUUCCUCCAAGGCAAGCUAGACUUGUUGUUUACAAUAAAAAGUCCAAUGAGACGAGUGUAUGGGUUGUUGAACUGUCUGAAGUUCAUGCUGUGACUCGAGGGGGGCACCACAGGGGCAAAGUUAUUUCAUCCAAUGUUGUUCCCAAUGUUCAGCCUCCUAUGGAUGCUGUGGAGUAUGCUGAAUGUGAAGCCAUUGUAAAGGAAUUUCCUCCAUUUCGAGAGGCUAUGAAGAGGAGGGGUAUUGAGGAUAUGGAUCUUGUGAUGGUAGAUCCAUGGUGUGUUGGGUAUCACAGUGAAGCUGAUGCUCCUAACCGUAGGCUUGCUAAACCAUUAAUCUUUUGUAGAACUGAAAGUGACUGCCCUAUGGAAAAUGGUUAUGCUCGACCUGUUGAAGGAAUAUAUGUACUAGUAGAUAUGCAAAAUAUGGUUGUGGUUGAAUUUGAAGACCGUAAACUUGUUCCACUACCGCCUGCUGAUCCUUUGAGGAAUUAUACUCCUGGUGAAACACGGGGAGGUGUUGAUCGGAGUGACGUGAAACCCCUCCAAAUUAUUCAGCCCGAAGGCCCAAGCUUCCGUGUUGAUGGGCACUUUGUUCAAUGGCAGAAGUGGAAUUUUCGUAUCGGUUUCACUCCGAGGGAAGGCUUAGUAAUUUAUUCUGUGGCGUAUGUUGAUGGUAACCGAGGUCGGAGACCUGUGGCCCAUAGGUUGAGUUUUGUGGAGAUGGUAGUCCCUUAUGGAGACCCAAAUGAUCCACAUUACAGGAAGAAUGCAUUUGAUGCUGGGGAAGAUGGGCUUGGUAAAAAUGCUCAUUCUCUGAAGAAGGGCUGUGAUUGUUUAGGCUAUAUCAAGUACUUUGAUGCACAUUUCACAAAUUUCACGGGGGGCGUGGAAACUACUGAAAAUUGUGUUUGCUUGCAUGAAGAGGAUCAUGGAAUAUUAUGGAAGCAUCAAGACUGGAGAACAGGUUUAGCUGAAGUACGGCGAUCAAGACGGCUAACUGUGUCGUUCAUCUGUACUGUGGCUAAUUAUGAAUAUGGUUUCUAUUGGCAUUUCUAUCAGGAUGGAAAAAUUGAAGCUGAAGUUAGACUCACCGGAAUUCUCAGUUUAGGAGCUCUGCAACCUGGGGAAGUUCGAAAAUAUGGAACAACUAUUGCGCCUGGAUUAUAUGCGCCCGUCCAUCAACACUUUUUUGUUGCUCGCAUGGACAUGGCAGUUGAUUGUAAGCCUGGUGAAGCAUACAAUCAGGUUGUUGAAGUCAAUAUCAAAGUUGAAGAACCAGGAGAAGUUAAUGUUCACAAUAAUGCAUUUUAUGCCGAAGAAAAGUUGCUCAGAUGUGAACUGGAAGCAAUGCGUGAUUGUGAUCCUCUGUCUGCUCGACAUUGGAUAAUCAGAAACACAAGAAAUGUCAACCGGACUGGGCAAUUGACGGGCUUCAAGCUUGUGCCUGGAAGAAAUUGUUUACCUUUAGCUGGCACCGAGGCAAAAUUUUUGAGAAGAGCUGCAUUUUUGAGGCAUAAUCUUUGGGUCACCCCUUACGCACAUGAUGAGAUGUACCCUGGAGGAGAGUUUCCUAACCAAAAUCCACGCGUUGGGGAGGGAUUGGCUACUUGGGUGAAGCAGAAUCGAUCCCUGGAGGAAAAUGACAUAGUUCUUUGGUAUGUAUUUGGGGUGACCCACAUUCCUCGACUAGAAGACUGGCCUGUCAUGCCAGUUGACCAUAUCGGUUUCAUGCUAAUGCCGCAUGGGUUUUUUAACUGCUCACCUGCGGUGGACGUCCCUCCGAGCUCAUGUGAUUCAGAUGUGAAGGACAAUGGGAAUGGGAACGAGAAUGGGAACGGGGUUGUUGUGACAAAGCCACUCCAGAAUGCAUUGCUCGCGAAACUUUAAAAGCACAAAUCAAACAUGGUUACAAGGAAGGUCGGCAGAAAUGAUACACGAGACUUUUUAAUCAGGUUUUCUUGUUCUUCAUAAUAAUCACAUAUGCUUCAACAAGUACUAUCAUAUUUCCUAAACCCACAAUCAAGUGUGCCCUAUGAAUCUAUUUAUCUUAUAUCCUCCUCUGUGUAUGGAAAAUGAAAGAGAGUGAGGGUGUUUGGGAGGGAUUCUGGAUUUUGGAUUGCGCUUCUGGAUUAUUGAAGUGAUAGGAGAGAUUCUAAAAGAGUGGAUUAUGAGAGAAUGGAUUUAUAAAGACAAGCGUAAGGAUGCACAAUCUCAAAA
Messenger RNA from Rhododendron vialii, 2858 nucleotides. RefSeq names its product amine oxidase [copper-containing] zeta, peroxisomal-like. The transcript is spliced from 12 exons. Gene Ontology annotation, biological process: amine metabolic process. NCBI's taxonomy places the organism in Eukaryota, Viridiplantae, Streptophyta, Magnoliopsida, Ericales, Ericaceae. The coding region runs from base 252 to 2528 and encodes 758 amino acids. Gene Ontology annotation, molecular function: primary methylamine oxidase activity; copper ion binding; quinone binding. The record is from RefSeq and is a predicted model, not a curated record.